CCGGGAGAAAAGGGAAGGAGGUCUGUGCCGUCUGUCACAAGCCUGGCUCUCUGACUGGGGAGACUGCUUUUAAAGAAGGCGCUGGAUGCCAGCGACUAGGGACACAGACCUGUGAGGAGCAGCGAGCUGACAGAGGAGGGCUCCAUACUAAGAGCUUUUCUCUGUCAUGAGUACCUCCCCCCAUUGUCAUCUGUGACACGGCCCUGUCCUGCAGGCAGCUCCAUGGGUCCCCUGGGGAUGGCGGUGCUCCUUUCUGAGUUACUGAUCCCAACAGGACUCCUGGCCCAGGAGCACCAGGAUCUUUCCACCCAGGAGCCGGUCCGCACACUGCAUAUGACGUUUGAUCCGAGGAAAAUGAUAUUAGCUUGGGACUGUCGUCAAGAUGCUACGGUUGUCGAAUGUCUGAUGAUCCACAAGGAAGAAGGGCAGAUUAGCAUGGAGCCCAUGGAGAAACAAUGUAACUGCACCUUUGAACUCCGUUCUCUGCACGGUGGAGUCCUCCUCAUGGUUAAAGCAAACACCAGCCAGGGACUCUUUGAGGAAAAACUGAAAUACCACAACCCAGGUGGGAAUGGAACGGCUGCAGAAAACUUCUCCUGCUUUAUGUACGACGAGGAUUUCAUGAACUGCACGUGGGCAAAGGGCCGAGCUGCCCCAGGCGACGUCCAAUAUUUCUUUUAUAUCCGAGACUCAGAGGGAGAAACGGAAAGAGAAUGUCCACAUUACCUAGAACAUUCCGGAACCCACGUUGGGUGCCACGUCAAGGACAUCUCGGGAUUAACCUUUUACAGCUACUUCCUGGUUAACGGGUCCAGCCGAGGAACAGGAAUCCAGUUCUUUGAUUCGAUUUUGUCAAAGAAUGACAUGAAAAGGUACAGUCCACCCAUCAACAUCACCGUGAACUGCAACCACUCACACUGCCUCCUCAAGUGGCAACGCCCCAAGGCCCAGCAACACAUGUCUGCCAGGGAGCUGAAGUAUGAGGUAGACAUCCAACGCAAGGGCCAUAAAGAUGGCAGCGGCCAUAAACCGAUUCCUAUUCCUGGUAAUUUGGGAAAUAAGCACAGCUUUUCAAUCAACCCAACAGCAAGAUACACGGUCAGAAUCAGAACUGCAAACUCCCGGAUCCUUCAUUGGGGUCCCUGGAGCGAGCCUGUAGAGUUUGGCUUUGAAGAAGGAGAAGCCAGCCCCAAGUACGUCUAUGUACUGGUGGUCCUGGGGACCCUCCUCGGCGCCCUGCUCAUUGGGUUUCUUUUUAAAAGGUUCCUCGUGAUGCACGCUUUAUUCCCUCCAAUUCCGAAGAUCAAAGAUAAACUGAACGACAACCAGGAAACAGGCCUGCAGGUCAGCUGGAACGAGCUUAUGCCGGGCACAGGAAAAGCUGAGAAUGAAGAGGUCAUCACGGUGGAAGAAGUCGCGUGAGCCUCAGCCGCCCCAGUGAGAUGUGAAUCUACCCAUACCUCCACCCCGAGACUCCCAGAACUUGUGUUUCUAUCAUGUUUUGUGGCUUUAUGCAGUUUUCUAUUUUUUUACUUAUAAAAAUGUGACAUUCUACAGAGAUGCUUGGAAUCCUAGAGACCAUUCAAUCCCCUUCGAACCUGAUGACAUAAAUCUCAGCCUAGAUCCUCCACAAAGAGCUUGUUGUUGUUUUGUUAAUUGCCUUCAAGUCGGCUCCAAC
Messenger RNA from Trichechus manatus latirostris (Florida manatee), 1678 nucleotides. RefSeq names its product granulocyte-macrophage colony-stimulating factor receptor subunit alpha. The transcript has 12 exons. The record is from RefSeq and is a predicted model, not a curated record. Gene Ontology annotation, cellular component: external side of plasma membrane; signaling receptor complex. Lineage: Eukaryota; Metazoa; Chordata; Mammalia; Sirenia; Trichechidae. Bases 223 to 1422 code for a protein of 399 amino acids. Gene Ontology annotation, biological process: cytokine-mediated signaling pathway. Gene Ontology annotation, molecular function: cytokine binding; cytokine receptor activity.